Branchiostoma belcheri (Belcher's lancelet) is the source of this 3129-nucleotide messenger RNA. RefSeq names its product transmembrane protein 62-like. Gene Ontology annotation, molecular function: hydrolase activity. The transcript is spliced from 16 exons. Lineage: Eukaryota; Metazoa; Chordata; Leptocardii; Amphioxiformes; Branchiostomatidae. The record is from RefSeq and is a predicted model, not a curated record. Bases 341 to 2392 code for a protein of 683 amino acids.
CUUGACUUAUGAUGUUUUUUUUAGAUAACCUGGCUAUCUUGUUGAUGAAAAUGUAUAUUGACCUUUGAACCGUAAAGAAUGACGCAAUGCCGGCAUGAAAAAAAUCAUCAUCACAUCAGGACAAAGAUUUGAUAAUCUGUGAGUCAUUGUGCCAGGCACAGCAGGUGUUGAGAGGAAUCCAGCCAGUUGAGCGGUAAAUAGGGUAACAAAAUACGUCCAAACGUACGUUCAGAUGUGAUGUUAGCUGUUGUUAAGACGAGAAAACCGGCAAUGUGACCUUAGGGACAGAAACGUCGACCGUUGGACCGAUUGUGUUACGACUCAGGAAGAAGAAGAUAAGAUGGCCAGCAGCCUGCUGAAGGGAGCUGUGUUGUUGCUGGUGUCAGUGUUGUCCUGGCUGUGUGUGUACAUGAAGGGGAGGUACACAGUCGACCUGAGGAGCCUGCCACAGCACCCACGGUCACACCAGCCUCCUUACCCUGGGGGCACGCACGACAACCUGUUAUGGUUCCUUCAGGUAUCAGACAUCCACAUCAGCAGGUUUUACGACCCACAGAGAGUCACAGACUUUAAACAGUUCUGUUCUGAGAAUGUUGACGUCUUCAAACCACCCAUGGUUCUGGUCACUGGUGAUUUGACAGAUGCUAAGACAAUAGACCGUGGCGGGUCCAUGCAGUAUGAGGUGGAGUGGAGGACGUACUACGGAGUGCUGAAGGAGACCAACGUUAUGGAGAGGACAUUGUGGAUGGACAUCAGAGGCAACCAUGAUGCUUUUGAUAUCCCCGCACUGCACAGCAAUAGGAACUUCUUCAGACAGUACUCCUCCAUGGGGCAGACAGGAAAGAUUUCGUACCACCACGCCCACAAGACUCCGUUUGGAACCUACUCCUUUGUGGCGCUCGACGCUUGCCUCAACCCUGGGCCCAGGAGACCCUUCAACUUCUUUGGCUAUCUCAACGAGUCUUCCCUAGCCUCCCUGCAGAGCCUUGCAGAUGAGACAGUACACAGUAACAUGACUAUCUGGAUGGGACAUCACCCUACUGCUACCAUCCUGUCUCCUAACCCUGGCAUCAAACAUGUCAUCAGGAAUGGGAUAGCGUACCUGUGUGGCCAUCUACACGACCUGGGCGGACUUUUCCCUGUCAUGUACUCCAUGCAGGAGGGAGGGACUCUAGAGCUGGAGCUGUCUGAUUGGAUGAACAACAGGAGGUAUCGGCUGCUUGCUGCUGACCAUGACAUCCUGUCGUUCGUGGAUGUGAAACUCGGGGAGUGGCCGGUCGUACUGGUCACCAACCCUAAAGAUGCCAUGUUUUCAACUCCUUCCCAUGAGCCUCUGGGCAGGAUACGGCACUCUACCCAUAUCAGGUUGCUGGCAUUUUCCCCAGCUGCCAUAGAGACAGUGAUGGUGUGGUUGGAUGGUGGUCGGUUCUGUGAGGCCAGUCAUGUGGACGGGCCAUUGUACACCUGUCCCUGGAACCCUGCAGACUACGGGACUGGCCUGCACACCAUUGCUGUGGACGUCACUGACAGUGAAGGUCGUACCCGGCAUCAGGAGCACUCCUUCUCGGUGGACGGCAGCCGUUCUCACAUCUCAUUCGUCCAGACGGUCAUCCUGCAGACAGACUGGCUCGUACUGAUGAAGAUAGUGUUCCUGCUGGUGUUCACAGCCGGAGUGCUGACCCUGCCUGUCCUGCGGUACUCCUCCCCAGUCCUGCCUCCAGGUGGGUCCAGCCAGGACAGUGUUGGUGGUGCCGGCUGUGGGAGCUGUUUUCAUUUACUGGAAUUACUGGGAUUGUCAACAUGGUGUGACAUGAUGAUCAGAAAAGGUGCGUACCCGCGACAGUUUGUUCACAAGUGGCUGUCCCGUCUGUCCCUGCUGACUAAGGUGGACCAACUCUACUACCCACUCUUCUGCUUCGGCGUCUACAUUCCUUUUGGCCCCUGGUAUGUGGGAGAACUGAUCAGGGGGCACUACGGUGCGCUCUUCAUGCAUGGGACGUACGUAGCCGGUGGCUACUUGCCGGGGCUUAAAUCCUAUGCCUUUGCUUCUCUACAGAUUGCCCUUUUCAAUGUGCCAUUGACAAUCUACCUUGCCACGUUGCUGGAUAACCACCUGUGGCAGCUCAGCCAUAAAAACGACCAAGCCACCAACAACCACGCCAAGCCCAAACACAGGCUAUAUCCACAGCUCAUCGGGCUCCUGCGGCUUCAUGGGUUUGGGGUCUUCUUUCUCAUCUGGCAACUGUAUGCCAGCUACUGGGUCAUGGUUGCGUACGGGACCAUGUCAUUUCUAAUAUGCCCCCUGCGGACGUGGUCCCUUCUCCUGGCGGCUUGGCUGAUUUAUAAGGUGCAAACGUUGCCAAAGGAGAAAGUCGCCCACCUCGUCAGAUGAUGUACACUGUUGUGUCUCAGGGUUUUAAGUUUGAACUUCAUGUGCAUUAUUUUUAAAUUAGCAGUGCAGUGUGGAAGUGAAAAGUUGCAAUAAAUGUUGCAAUGAGAUGUGUGUGAAAUUUGGCAGUCAUGAAAUCCAAACUAGUAUGGUAAACAUACACAUUAUUAGCAAGUCAAGGUGAACAUAACCAGAUAUCAAGACAGGUAAAUGGUGCGCAUGCAAUGCUGUGUUGUGUCAGUUGUGUCUCACAUUAUAACUAAAGGUAUACAUUUGCGGGCUCCUACAUUGAGUUUGGUGAAGAGGUACAUAGUACUAUUAGUAGGUGUUAAUGAAUAGAUAGAGGCAGUGCUAGAAGAUAUACCUGUGUGGUGGGAUAAUUUAAGAAGCAUAGAUGUUACUUUGCUGAUAGAAGGUGCAAAAGUUUCAAUACUUUUUAUUAAAGCCACAGUGUAGCAAAAUGCAUGCAUGUUAGAUAUGGUAGGUAGUGUUUAAAAAGUGUAGUUUGUGUCAAAUAGAAUAUUGUAUCCUUUUGGUACCAUCAUCUUGGCAUGACCAUACCAGGGUUGUCCCAAAGUCCUGUGCAGCAACACUUCUGUUGCUAUAUAUUGAGGUUGGGUUAGAAGGGUCAUAACAAUAUUUGCCUAAAGACCAUAUCCACAUUGCCUAGUAGUGAGACUGGCUACUUGUUUUUGUUAUCAGUGAAUUGCCUAUAAAUAUAUAUAUAUAAAGUUUUCUAU